Molecule: messenger RNA, 3807 nt
Organism: Lactuca virosa
Lineage: Eukaryota; Viridiplantae; Streptophyta; Magnoliopsida; Asterales; Asteraceae
Source: the annotation of a GenBank genome assembly
AUGGGAAAGCUCCAAGUUAUAUCAUACGAUAAAAUGAAGUAUCCAUUGCUUCCCUCGUCAUUUCAGUGCUCCACCAAUCUUCGAGUGCUUCAUCUCCAUGAAUGUUCAUUAAGGAUGUUUGAUUGCUCUUGUAUUGGAAAUAUGUUGAAUCUAGAAGUGCUUAGCUUUGCUGAUUCUGGCAUAGAAUGGUUACCUUCUACAAUUGGAAAUUUAAAGAAGCUAAGGCUACUGGAUUUGACAAAUUGUUAUGGUCUUUGUAUAGCUAAUGGUGUCUUAAAAAAAUUGGUCAAACUUGAUGAGCUCUAUAUGAGAGUGGUUAGUCAACAUGGAAAGGUGGUCAACCUCACUGAGGAUAACUGCAAUGAGAUGGCAGAGCGUUCGAAAGAUCUUUCUGUACUAGAACUUGAGGUCUAUAAAAAUAGUGUUCAACCAAAGAAUAUGUCAUUUGAGAAGCUACAGCGAUUCCAGAUCUCAGUGGGGCGCUAUUUAUAUGAAGAUUCCAUAAAGAGUAGGCACUCGUAUGAAAACACAUUGAAGUUGGUUGUUCAAAAAGGUGAAUUAUUGGAAUCUCGAAUGAACGAGUUGUUUAAGAAAACAGAGGUGUUAUGUUUAAGUGUGGGAGAUAUGAAUGAUCUUGAAGAUAUUGAGGUUAAGUCAUCCUCACAACCUUUUCAAUCCUCUUCGUUUUACCAUUUAAGAGUCCUUGUCGUUUCAAAGUGUGCAGAGUUGAAACACCUCUUCACACCUGGUGUUACAAACACUUUAAAAAAGCUUGAGCAUCUUGAAGUUUACAAAUGUGAUAAUAUGGAAGAACUCAUACAUACCGGGGAUAGUGAAGAAGAGACGAUUACAUUCCCCAAGCUGAAGUUUUUAUCUUUGUGUGGGCUACCAAAGCUAUCGGGUUUGUGCGAUAAUGUCAAAAUAAUUGAGCUACCACAACUCAUGGAGUUGGAACUUGACAACAUUCCAGGUUUCACAAGCAUAUAUCCCAUGAAAAAGUCUGAAACAUCUAGUUUGUUGAAGGAAGAGGUUCUGAUUCCUAAGUUAGAGAAACUGCAUGUUAGUAGUAUGUGGAAUCUGAAGGAGAUAUGGCCUUGCGAAUUUAAUACGAGUGAGGAAGUUAAGUUCAGAGAGAUUGAAGUGAGUAACUGUGAUAAGCUUGUGAAUCUGUUUCCGCACAAGCCCAUAUCUCUGCUGCAUCAUCUUGAAGAGCUUCAAGUCAAGAAUUGUGGUUCCAUUGAAUCGUUAUUCAACAUCCAUUUGGAUUGUGCUGGUGCAACUGGAGAUGAAUACAACAACAGUGGUGUAAGAAUUAUUAAAGUGAUCAGUUGCGAUAAGCUUGUGAAUCUAUUUCCGCACAAUCCCAAGUCUAUGCUGCAUCAUCUUGAAGAGCUUGAAGUCAAGAAUUGUGGUUCCAUUGAAUCGUUAUUCAACAUCCAUUUGGAUUAUGCUGGUGCAACUGGAGAUGAAAACAACAACAGUGGUCUUGAAGUCGAGAAUUGUGGUUCCAUUGAAUCGUUAUUCAACAUUGACUUGGAUUGUGCUGGUGCAAUUGGGCAAGAAGACAACAUCAGCAGCUUAAGAAACAUCAAAGUGGAGAAUUUAGGGAAGCUAAGAGAGGUGUGGAGGAUAAAAGGUGGAGAUAACUCUCGUCCCCUUGUGCAUGGCUUUCAAGCUGUUGAAAGCAUAAAGAUUGAAAAAUGUAAGAGGUUUAGAAAUGUAUUCACACCUACCACCACAAAUUUUGAUCUGGGGGCACUUUUGGAGAUUUCAAUAGAUGACUGCGGAGAAAACAAGGGAAAUGACGAAUCGGAAGAGAGUAGCCAUGAGCAAGAGCAGAUUGAAAUUCUGUCAGAGGAAGAGACAUUACAAGAAGCCACUGGCAGUAUUUCUAAUGUUGUAUUCCCACCCUGUCUCAUGCACUCUUUUCAUAACCUCCAUAAACUUAAAUUGGAGAGAGUUAAAGGAGUGGAGGUGGUGUUUGAGAUAGAGAGUCCAACAAGUAGAGAAUUGGUAACAACUCACCAUAACCAACAACAGUCUAUCAUACUUCCCAACCUCCAGGAAUUGGAUCUAUGGAAUAUGGACAAUAUGAUUCAUGUGUUGAAGUGCAGCAACUGGAAUAAAUUCUUCACCCUCCCAAAACAACAAUCAGAAUCCCCAUUCCACAACCUCACAACCAUACCUAUUAUGAAUUGCAAAAGCAUUAAGUACUUGUUUUCGCCUCUCAUGGCAGAACUUCUUUCCAACCUAAAGACAAUCAUGAUAAGAGAGUGUGAUGGUAUGGAAGAAGUUGUUUCAAAUAGAGACGAUGAGGAUGAAGAAAUGACUACAUCUACCCAAACAACCACCAACUUGUUCCCUCAUCUUGAUUCUCUCACUCUAAAAUACACGAGGAAUCUGAAGUGUAUUGGUGGAGGUGGUGCCAAGGCCAAGGAUGGGAGCAAUGAAAUAUCUUUCAAUAAUACCACUGCAACUACUGCUGUUCUUGAUCAAUUUGAGUUGUCUGAAGCAGGUGGUGUUUCUUGGAGCUUAUGCCAAUACGCUAGAGAGAUAAGUAUAGAAUUCUGCAAUUCAUUGUCAAGUGUAAUUCCAUGUUAUGCAGCAGGACAAAUGCAAAAGCUUCAAGUGCUGCAAAUAGGCUCUUGCAAUGGGAUGAAGGAGGUAUUUGAAACUCAAUUAGGGACGAGCAGCAACAAAAACAGAAAGAGUGGUGGUGAUGAAGGAAAUGGUGGAAUUCCAAGAAAUGAAGAAGAAGAUGCAUUAUUCAAUCUACCAUCAAAGGAGGUUGUGGUCUUUCCUCAUCUCAAGUCCAUUGAGCUAAAUGAUCUACGAGAGCUGGAGGGUUUCUUCUUGGGGAAGAAUGAGUUCCAGUUGCCUUCAUUAGAUAAGCUUAUCAUCACGGAAUGCCCAAAAAUGAUGGUGUUUGCAGCUGGUAGGUCCACAGCUCCCCAACUCAAGUAUAUACACACAGAAUUAGGCAGACAUGCUCUUGAUCAAGAAUCUGGCCUUAACUUUCAUCAGACCUCAUUCCAAAGUUUAUACGGUGACAACUCGGGCCCUGCUACUUCAGAAGGGACAACUUGGUCUUUUCAUAACUUGAUCGAAUUAGAUGUGGAAUGGAAUUUUGAUGUUAAAAAGAUCAUUCCAUCCAGUGAGUUGCUGCAACUGCAAAAGCUGGAAAAGAUUCAUGUGGAUAGUUGUUAUGGGGUAAAGGAGGUAUUUGAAACUGCAUUGGAAGCAGCAGGGAGAAAUGGAAAUAGUGGAAGUGGAAGUGGUUUUGAUGAAUCGUCACAAAUAACUACUACUACUCUUGUCAAUCUUCCAAACCUAAGAAAAAUGAAGUUAGAGUAUCUCAAUGAUCUGAGGUUAGAACAUGUAUUUACUAGUUCCAUGGUUGGUAGUCUAUGGCAACUCCAAGAGCUAGAUAUUAGUUGUUGCGGCCAUAUGGAGGAGGUGAUUGUUAAGGAUGCAUAUGUUUCUGUAGAAGAAGACAAAGAGAAAGAAUCUGAUGGCAAGAUGAAUAAGGAGAUACUUGUGUUACCUCGUCUAAACUCCUUGAUAUUAGUAGACCUUCCAUGUCUUAAGGGGUUUAGCUUGAGGAAGGAGGAUUUUUCAUUCCCAUUAUUGGAUACUUUAGAAAUCUACAAAUGCCCAGCAAUAACCACCUUUACCAAGGGAAAUUCCGCUACUCCACAGCUAAAAGAAAUUGAAACAAAUUUUGGCUCGUUUUAUACUGCAGGGGAAAAAGACAUAAACUCUCUUAUAAAGAUCAAACAACAGGAUUUCAAACAAGACUCUGAUUAA